GACUGCUGACAUGUUUUGUGGUUUCAAAAACAUGAAGGUAAUAAUGCAACUAUUAUCAUUUGUGGCAUGUGUCUGGAUUGUUUCUGCUGCUGAGAAUGAAAUCUUUUCAUCAACAGAUCAAGUCAUGCAGCUCGUGGAGGAAGAGAGAUACCUUCUGAAGAUCUUCAGGAACUAUAUAACUAUUGAGGAAAAAAAUUUAAACGUACUCAAAGGCAUUCUUGAGCUUCUUACGCAGCUCUCAAACUCUGAGGACUCUGAGGAAACCAUGAGUAACCCUGUUGCAGCUUUCAAACUCAUACAACGAAUGAGAAUUGAAUGGGUGACUAUGGUAAACUCCACUAAACGGAGUAUUUAUGAAGAAUUUCAAGUAAUACUGCACUCAGAUAUACUAAAUAUCCCAUCAAAUGAAGAUAUUGAGGGUGCAGCUUUAGGACUUAUUAGUCUGCAAGAGAUCUACAAACUCUCCCCAGAAGACAUCGUAAAAGGAACGUUUUUCGGUGAGGACGAAGCUUACCAUGUGGGGUAUAUCGCUUAUAAGCAGGACAAAUUUCAGCUUGCAUUUCACUGGUUUCUAUACAGUCUGAAAAUGCUAAAUAAUCCAGACUCCAGACCUUCAAUACGAGUUGUUACUAAGGAACUUUUGCUUUCUUACCUGGGCACCUCAGCAUAUAAGUUUGGAAGUCUACCUGUGGCAAUAAACUACACCAAACAGCUUCUAAAUCUGGACCCAACUAAUGAUAAAGUUAAACAUUUAUUGAAGUCGUACAGAACCCUUCAACAAUCUUCAGUUUCAUACUACCCUAAUAUAAACAAACUGAGUACAAAGUCACAUAACUCCUAUGAAGCAUUGUGCAGGGGAAAUGUUCACCAGAAGACCUCCAGAAGGCAGAGAGCACUGUCCUGUAGGUACAGCACAGGUGGAGGAAACCCCAGGCUGAUUCUGGCCCCACUAAAAGAAGAGGUGGAGUGGAAUGAACCCCGGAUCAUCAGAUUUCAUGACAUAAUAUCAGACAACGAGAUUGAGAUCCUGAAGAAUCUCUCGAGACCUUUGCUUUCCAGGACUGUGACUAAAUCAGGCAUCUCAAAUAUCCUUGUUUCUCAAAGCGUUUUCCUGGAUGAAGACGACACUGUGGUUGUUCGAGUCAAUCAAAGGGUCGCGGAUGCUACAGGACUCUCUAUGGAAACAGCUGAAGAGCUACACGUUCAGAAUUAUGGGAUAGGUGGCGGACAUGAACCACAUUAUGAUGCAGGGUUUGACGAGAAUGAAAGGAUUGCUACAUUCCAUAUUUAUAUGAGUGAUGUCAAGAUCGGGGGCGCCACUGUGUUUCCUAAAGUUGGAGUUGCACUGCAACCUAAAAAGGGUUCAGCUGUGUUUUGGUACAACCUUAAAAAAAAUGGUGAUGUGGAUUUAAGAAUAAAUCAUGCUGGAUGCCCUGUCUUAGUGGGUAAUAAAUGGGUGGCUAACAAAUGGAUCCAUGAGUUUGGGCAGGAGUUCAGGAGACCCUGUUCAUUGUCAAAGUGGGAGUGAAAGGCAUCGUAACCCUAUACAAGGAAUCUUCAUUUUUUUAUGUAUCUGUAUAUUUAUUUUCUCAUGAUUUGUAUAUUACUUUAGACUGUAUGAUCUCUUUUACAAAUUAUAAAGACAGACAGACAGGCAAGCAGAUAGAUAGACAAAAAUAAUCAGAAAUUAAUCAAAUGAGCAAUUGAUCAAAUCAGACACUAUUAACUGUA
Messenger RNA from Paramisgurnus dabryanus, 1731 nucleotides. Its product is annotated as prolyl 4-hydroxylase subunit alpha-1-like. Gene Ontology annotation, molecular function: iron ion binding; procollagen-proline 4-dioxygenase activity; L-ascorbic acid binding. NCBI's taxonomy places the organism in Eukaryota, Metazoa, Chordata, Actinopteri, Cypriniformes, Cobitidae. Gene Ontology annotation, biological process: peptidyl-proline hydroxylation to 4-hydroxy-L-proline. The record is from RefSeq and is a predicted model, not a curated record. Gene Ontology annotation, cellular component: endoplasmic reticulum.